Messenger RNA from Stegostoma tigrinum, 2860 nucleotides. RefSeq names its product probable G-protein coupled receptor 75. Gene Ontology annotation, molecular function: C-C chemokine receptor activity. Gene Ontology annotation, biological process: G protein-coupled receptor signaling pathway; meiotic DNA double-strand break formation. Bases 176 to 1777 code for a protein of 533 amino acids. Gene Ontology annotation, cellular component: membrane. The transcript has 2 exons. The record is from RefSeq and is a predicted model, not a curated record. NCBI's taxonomy places the organism in Eukaryota, Metazoa, Chordata, Chondrichthyes, Orectolobiformes, Stegostomatidae.
CUAGAAUGGGAAUGAUAUGCUUAGAUAAUGGGUCCUUGCUGUCUGAAGAGAAGAGUGUACAUUAUUGGCAACUGUAAGGUAUUCUGUGAGUUCUGCUUGGAUAUACUUCAUGGAGGUGCCAUAAAAAAAUCAAAACGCAUUAAAGAAUUGUUAGCCAAAUAAUCUAUCUAUACCAAUGGAUUUCCAGCCAUCUUUUAUAAAAGAAAAACUCUUCUUCAGUAUGAACACAACUCCAGAAUGUAUUUUCCCUGCGCUCACAAACUGUUCUCUAGGCAAGAAUCGAACGGAAGUGCAAACAGCAAUCCACAAGGCCACACUGGCCACCUGCACCUUGCUGCUAAUGCUGGUCUUCUGCCUAGGAUCCUAUGGAAAUGUAAUUGUAUUUUUCUCCUUCUUCAAUCCCGCUUUCAGGAAAUUUAGGACACAUUUUGAUUUUAUGAUCCUGAAUCUGUCAUUCUGUGACCUCUUCAUCUGCCUCAUUGCAGUCCCCAUGUUUGGCUUUGUGAUGCUCUUUGAUAACAGGAGCAGUAUGUCAGACACAUUCUGUUUUGUAUUCCACCUCACUAGCACAGGGUUUGUCAUAAUGUCUUUGAAAACAGUGGCUGUGAUCGCUCUCCAUCGUCUAAGAAUGGUGCUAGGGCAACAAACGAGUCAUUCCUCCUCAUUUGUCUGUAUACUUCUCCUUACAGUUGUUCUGUGGGUCAUCAGUUUCACCCUAGCCACAUUGUCAGCCAUGACUAAGUACCACAGCUCCAAGAUCUGUGUCCCUCUGCUCGGGCUCAUUAAUGAAGAUGGCAAGGCCAUUUUAUACACAUACGUCGUGGACUUUACCCUCUGUGUGGGCAUUGUUGCAAUUUCUUAUGCUAUGAUUGCUCAAACUCUCCACAAGAAUGCACAGGUUCGGCGUUGCCCUGUGAUUACAGUGGUUGAUCCCAAAAAGCCCAACUGUUUUGUCACUCCAGAUGGAUCACAGCCCUCUUUAUACAGAAAGCAGAAAGGCAGCAAGACACCCCAUGUACAAACCCACCUAUAUACACAUAAUGAAAACAAAAAUGUGAUCAGUUCCAACAAGAAGCUAGAACACAUUGUGAACCUUUCAGCUGCUAAGGACUCCAAAGCAGUAGUGACCUGUGUUAUGAUACUAUUAUCAGUGGUCUGCUGCCUGCCUUUGGGUGUAGCUCUGGUGCACGAUGUCUUAUCCUCAGAGAGCAGCUUUAUCAUCUACCAAUUUGAGCUGUGUGGAUUAACCUUGGUGUUUUUUAGGUCAGGCCUCAACCCAUUUAUCUAUUCUCGCAACAACUCUGGUCUCCGCAAGAAGGUGGCUUGGUGCACGCAGUUUAUGGCCCUCCUGCUGUGCUGCAAGCAGAAAACAAGACUGAAAGCAGUUGGGGAUGGCAGCCUGGUUGUGAACAGGAACAAGUCUUCACACCAUGAUACUAAUUCAGCCUACAUCCUCUCCCCCAAGUCACAGAAAAAGCUCGUAGACCAGGCCUGUGGGCCAAGCAAUUCAAGAGACAUCUUCACUUCUGUGGAGUACCCACGAAAAGCACAAAGUGCCUCCACCCCUAUCAACACUAGGAUGGAGCCAUACUACAGUAUCUACAACAGCAGCAUCUCCCAGGGAGACAGCACCCCUACAAGUUUGCAGCCCAGGAGAUAUACUUUUGGUUCGGUUCAGUCCUACGCUGGAAUGUACUACCACAUCUCAAAAACAUCAGACUUCAUGCAGGACUGUGACAGCACUUCAGUGAAACAUAUCCCCAUUCCUUCUGUCUAAUACCAAUCAUGUGAAUAUUGACAUAAAAGGCGGCAAACAUAAAUCACUGAAGUCAGUGGUGUCAAAAUUUCUUGUUUGGAAGUUAUCUCUGUUGACAAAUCUCAAUAAUUUAAGGACAUUGCCAAUUAAACAGCAAUUUAAAUGUAUACACUGUUAAAAUAUCAAAUAUAACAAUGAACACUGGUUAAUAGCUAAUGAUUGUAAAAAUAUGAUGCAGCAUGGCUUAUGUAUGCGUCCCUUUGGAAUUAUGUAUCCUGCAAAUUGUGUAACUGUUCACCCAGAACAACUAAGAACUGGAUAUUUGAGAACAGUAUGAGCUAAGUUGAUGGCAGAGACUGAUAGUCAUUAAACUGGCUUAACGAACAGCUAGAAACAUAGUACACUCCACAAAAUGAUUACAUCUCCCUUGAUCAGUACUUGCUAUUAGCCAGGUCAUUCCCGGGAGAAGAAAAGCUGGGAUCUUUUCCUAUACUAAUCAAUCAUAUCUUCCAUCAAGUUAAGCAUAAAACAAUAUCAGUGAUAAUCACUGUUUGGACCAGUCCUUGGCCUGAACACAGGGCAGUUAAUAUAAUGCAAUUAUAAUGAGCAGUAAUGUGUCGUGCUCCCUAAUUAUGUCAGCAAAUAAUGAUUUCUCCGUAAAAUUAACACUUCCCAUCUGCAACCGUACAUAGUGUAUAAAAUAAGUCAACAUAAUGGCAGAGAUACCAAAAGUCUUCUGUUAUGACAAUAGGGAAAGAAAGAAUUUUGUAGACUGUGGGCUGAAAAUAUUGCCAAAACUGCAAGGUCAGACCAGUGCAAAGGUAAUACGUUCAGGGCAAGAUGCCCACACAAUCAAGUCAAACAGUUCAGCAUCCCCAUUAUAUAAUGGAUGAGGGGGAAAGCAGAGGUGGGGAAGGGAAGAGCAGGUUACCUAUUUCAGCUACUCUUUAAUUUGUGAUUUAAAGCUGGGCUGCUGAAAAUUCAUCAAAAACAGAUGGUUGCAGAAUGGACUGAAUCAAUUACAAUACUCUGAAGGAAUGUUGUAGGAAGGAGGUCCGACAAAGGGGGCAACUGCCCUGCAAUAAACAGCAAUGACAAGAAGGG